GUCAAAACUUCGUUUGCAUUUUUUGGUUUGAUGACUUGUGUUUUUAAUUUUUGAGCAAGAAUAUUCCGAAUUUAACGAAUCGAAAAUACAUUUUCCUACUAAGCGAUUCGUACCGUUCAUUCACAAUGGAGGCUUUGGCGACGGAUUCCGGUAAAAUUAUCAAAAUGGAAGUGGAUUACAGCGGAGCGUGCGACGAGAAAAUACCCGAAUGCCAGAAACUGGCGAAGGCCGGUAAACUGCACGAUGCCCUCGAUCAAUUGCUCGCCUUGGAAAAGCAAACCAGAACGGGAGCCGAUAUGAUAUCGACCGGAAGGGUGCUGGUGGCUAUUUGCCAGCUUUGCAAAGAGGCCAAAAAUUGGAGCGCCCUCAACGAGCACAUCAUCCUAUUGACCAAGAGACGAUCUCAAUUGAAACAAGCCGUGGCCAAAAUGGUGCAGGAAUGUUGCACGUACGUCGACGAAACGCCCGAUAAAGAAACCAAAGUGAAGCUCAUCGAUACUUUGAGACAAGUAACCGAAGGGAAAAUCUACGUGGAAGUGGAACGGGCUCGUCUGACGCACAAGCUGGCCAAAAUCCGCGAGGAAGAAGGCAACGUCCAACAAGCCGCCGAUAUCAUACAGGAACUGCAAGUGGAAACGUACGGCUCGAUGGAGAAACGCGAAAAAGUCGAGCUGAUCCUCGAACAGAUGAGAUUGUGCCUGGCCAAGCAGGAUUACAUUCGUACGCAGAUCAUCUCCAAGAAAAUCAACACGAAAUUCUUCGACGAAGAAAGCACGUCCGAUUUAAAAUUGAAAUACUAUCGAUUGAUGAUGGAGGUCGAUCAACACGAGGGCUCCUAUUUGGCCACUUGCAAACAUUAUCGUGCCGUACUCAACACGCCUAGUAUUAUGGCGGCGCCGGAAGAGAGACAAUCUGUAGCCAAAGCCGUCGUUUUGUUCCUUAUUUUAGCGCCACACGAUAAUGAACAAGUUGAUUUAACCCACCGAGUGCUGACCGAUAAAGUAUUGGAAGAAAUACCGUUAUACAAGCAACUUUUGAAGUUGUUCACCACACCGGAAUUGAUAAAAUGGUCGGGAUUGUGCGAUUUGUACGAGAAACCGCUGAAAGCCACCCCGAUUUUCGCCAAGAACGAUCAAGGUCAGAAGAGAUGGGCGGAUUUGAGAUCGAGAGUGGUCGAACACAACAUCCGAGUAAUGGCGAAAUACUACACGAGAAUAUCCAUCAACCGCAUCGCCGAAUUGCUGGAUCUGUCCAACAGCGAGACGGAGGAGUUCCUCUCGCAGAUGGUGGUGAGCAAGACCGUGCAGGCGAAGACCGAUCGACCGGCGGGCGUUGUGCACUUCCAACAGAGCAAAGACCCCAGCGACGUGCUGAACGAUUGGGCGCACGAUUUGACCCAACUGAUGCAGCUGGUGAACAAGAUCACGCACCUGAUCAACAAGGAGGAGUGCGUGCACAAGCACCUCCAAAGCACCAACGCUUGAUUCUGUCCGUUUCGAUGCGUUUAUCGGAUUAUAGAGUUGAUGUAAUUGAUUUUUUUUUUGUAACUCGAUGUUAAACUGGAGGUUUGUAAAUUUUUGUUUGUUU
This is a messenger RNA of Phyllotreta striolata, 1587 nucleotides long. The record is from the annotation of a GenBank genome assembly. Lineage: Eukaryota; Metazoa; Arthropoda; Insecta; Coleoptera; Chrysomelidae.